CUAAUUUGGCCUUUUCCCUAUAUAUAUAUAUAUACACACACACACACUGAUUAACCUUACCUAGCUUGGAUAUAUAUAUAUCAUAUAUGCUGUGAUCGUAGUAGCAGGCUAAGCAACAGAGAAAUGGAGGGUAUAACCACAACCACCACCAAAGUUCCUCUUCACACGCUUAGUUUCGCACGCGCCACGGCAGUGAACCGUGUGUUUGCAGCAGUUUACACGUGUGCCAUCUUCACACUCUUCUAUCACCAUGUACUCAAAAUCCACCACUCCACUACCUUACUCUCAUCCUUCAUCUCCAUCUCCCUUUUCUUCUCCGAUCUCCUCCUAGGGUUGAUGUGGUUUACAACGCAGUCUUUUCGCAUGCGUCCAAUCCACCGUCAGGAGUACCCGGAAAACCUGGACAGAGUACUCACCAGCAAGAAAGAUUUUCCGGGGUUGGACGUGUUUAUAUGCACUGCAGAUCCAUACAAAGAGCCACCCAUGAGUGUAGUGAACACGGCCUUAUCAGUGAUGGCUUAUGAUUAUCCGGCAGAGAAGCUUUCGGUCUAUGUCUCGGACGAUGGAGGCUCUGAGUUGACUCUCUUUGCUUUGAUGGAGGCUGCUAAGUUUGGAAGACACUGGUUACCUUUCUGUAAGGAAAACAACAUCAUAGAGAGGUCUCCAGAUGCUUAUUUCAGAUCCAACUACUCUAACACUGAAAAUAUGAAGAUGAUGUAUGAAAGCAUGAAGGUAAAAGUACAGAAUGUUGUUGACAGAGGAAAGGUUGAGGAUGAGCACAUCAAUGGCGAACAAGAACACGAAUCUUUCAAGAAAUGGUCGGAGGGUUUCACUCAUCAACAUCAUCCCACUGUAAUUCAGGUUCUGACGGAAAAUGGCAAAGACAGAGACAUCACAAGCCAUUCAAUGCCAAAUCUUGUAUACAUAUCAAGAGAGAAAAACCGGAUGUCUUCACAUAAUUUUAAGGCUGGUGCCCUUAAUGUCCUGCUUCGAGUAUCGGGAAUCAUGACCAAUGCACCUAUUAUACUGAAUUUGGAUUGUGAUAUGUACUCCAACGAUCCCCUAACGCCUCAUAGGGUGCUGUGUUACUUCUGUGACCCUGCAAUUCGGACCACAUUAGGGUACAUGCAGUUUCCCCAGAGGUUUCGUGGACUGAACAAGGCUGACAUCUAUGCCUGUGAGUAUAAGCGUGCAAUGCACAUCAGUCCGCCCGGGAUGGAUGGGCUGGCAGGCCCGGAUUAUGCUGGAACAGGAUGCUUCUUCUCUCGCCGAGCUUUCUUUGGAGGCCCUAUAUCUACCUCACUUGUCACUCCAGAAAUCCCGGAAUUGUUCCCGGACCAUAUUGUCAACAAGCCCAUUCAUGCCCAUGAAAUCUUGGCAUUGGCACACCAUGUAGCAGAUUGCAGUUAUGAGAACCACACCAAUUGGGGUUACAAGAUGGGCUUUAGGUAUGGCUCUCUAGUGGAGGACUUCUUUACGGGGUAUCUGCUAAUGUGUGAGGGAUGGAAGGCAGUGUUCUGUCAACCUGAAAGAGCAGCAUUUUGGGGCGAUGCACCGAUUUCCCUCAAUGAUGCGCUGAACCAGAACAAGAGGUGGAAUGUUGGCCUCCUUGAGGUGGCCUUCUCCAAAUACAGUCCUAUGAUCUUUGGUGCUCAUGCUAUGGGACCUCUAAUGAGUCUUUGUUAUACACACUAUGUUCUCUCGCCCAUUUGGUGCAUUCCAAUCACUAUAUAUGCUUUCCUCCCUCAGCUAGCUCUCCUCAAUGGACUCGUCAUCUUCCCCAAGGUCUCAGAACAAUGGUUUUUCUUGUAUUUGUUUCUAUUUUUGGGGGCUUAUGGACAAGACUACCUGGAGUUUAUUCUAGCACAAAGUAGCACACUAAGGUGGUGGAGUGAUCAGAGGAUGUGGAUGAUAAGGGGACUCUCAUCUUUCUUAUUUGGAACAAUCGAAUACUUAACCAAGACCUUGGGCAUUGUCACACAUGGAUUCAAUGUGACCAGCAAAGUAGUCGACGACCAACAAAGCAAGAGGUAUGAUGAAGGGAGAUUUGAGUUCGGGGUCUCGUCGCCGAUGUUCGUGCCGUUGGCAAUGGCAGCAGCAAUCAAUUUAGUGGCAUUCCUAAUGGGGUUUUCGGAAGUUUUCAUGAGGGGAGGAGAGUUGGAUGGAUUGUUUGUGCAAAUGUUUAUAGCUGGUUUUGUGGUGUUGAAUUGCUGGCCAGUUUAUGAAGCCAUGGUCUUCAGGUUUGAUAAAGGAAGGAUGCCUACCAAGAUUACCAUCAUUUCAAUAUUUCUGUCAUGGCUUCUUUGCAAAACAUUUUCUAUCACUCUAAGGACAUGAAGUCAAGAGGCUUUGGUUUGUAUUUUUCUACAUGUAUAAAAUACAUAUGUAGUGUAGUCCAUGCAUGUAAUUCUUUA
Cornus florida is the source of this 2414-nucleotide messenger RNA. Its product is annotated as cellulose synthase-like protein G3. The coding region runs from base 124 to 2337 and encodes 737 amino acids. Gene Ontology annotation, cellular component: trans-Golgi network; plasma membrane. NCBI's taxonomy places the organism in Eukaryota, Viridiplantae, Streptophyta, Magnoliopsida, Cornales, Cornaceae. The record is from RefSeq and is a predicted model, not a curated record. Gene Ontology annotation, molecular function: cellulose synthase (UDP-forming) activity; mannan synthase activity. Gene Ontology annotation, biological process: plant-type primary cell wall biogenesis; cellulose biosynthetic process. The transcript has 6 exons.